UUGUGAAAACUGAGUGUCUUGCAGCCAUGCUCCCCAAAAGAGGCAAUGUGGCUCUCCUGAUGUCAGCUGUCCUGCUCAACUGGAUGAUAGACCCACACGCCUCGACUGAAUUACCGGAUGAACAAGGAAUGAGUCUGUGUGUGACAUCCAGGAGAGAAGUGCAGGAUCUGACACGUGAGAAUCUCACCAGUGUUCCCUCCAAUCUGUCCAACAACACCAAGUACCUGGAUUUGUCUUACAACCCCAUCCGCAGACUAAAUGGAGAUUCAUUUGUUAUACUGCCGAAUCUUUGUUUCCUUAAAAUGACCAACUGUGGAUUGGAAGAGAUCUCUGUUGACACUUUUGAUCGCAUCCCUGCACUCAAGGCUCUGAACAUGUCCAGCAACAAAUUACUGACCAUACCUGAGUUAAGAUUGCCUAACUUGAAAAUUCUAGAUUUGACUGGCAAUCCUCACCAAAGCUACGCCUUGCCAAGGUCAUUUGAGAGCCUGGAAGAUCUGGAGUUCCUUUCUCUUGGGAGCACAACUGCUCAGUCGGUCACGGCUGAUGACUUCAGACCCCUGCAGAGGAUCCCUUUGAAACAUUUUGCUUUGGGAGCAGGAAUUCCUUGGAAGAAAUACGAGGCUGGUGCUCUCCUGAAAUUGUCCUUCCAGAAAAUGUCCCUCAAUACUUCAUUUUGUGGUCAUUUUGAUUUGUUUGAUCGAAUCCUGAGGGAUUUGAAUGUGACCGGAGCAACAGCACUGAGAUUGAUCACCCUCUUUCCUGACAACUGUGACCUUGAUGUGGAUCCUCUGGAGAACUUGAGGACAAUGCCAAACUUGAAGAAUCUAACCAUAGAGAGCACCUGGAUAAACAGCUCCUUUUUGGAAUUAUUUUUGAAGAAUUUGUGGCUCUCUAGAAUUCAGCAUGUCUCUUGUGGCCACAUAACUUACAAUGAAGACACUCCGGAUGGGUUUCAGUUUAAAACCCUUAACCACUCCAGUCUUCGUUCAUUCACCCUUGAUGAUGUGAAGCAAUAUCAGUCAAGUAAUCCGACAUUUAACAUGAGCUUUGGGACACUUUCCAAUUUGACCUAUAUAAAGUUGUCUCCGAGUGGGAUGAAUAUUUUUCCCUGCAAUUCAAUCUUUGCCUUGCCGUCGCUGGAGACUCUUGAUGUAGCAAAUAAUCUUCUGACAGACCAUGGCUUCUGGUGGUACACUUGCUCAUACACCUCUGUGUUCCCUAAACUUAAACGGCUGUAUUUGAGCCAAAACCGCUUCCAGAGUCUGUCAUUCAUCGCAGGGAAGACGCACGAAAUGACGACGCUGGAGUUUCUGGACCUCAGCUUCAACUCCAUUGUCCUUGAUGAAAAAUGCAAUUGGCCGGCACAUUUGACGGAAAUCAGCCUGGCUAACAACAACCUUGGCAAUGACGUUUUCAAGUACUUGUCUAAAAGUUUCAGGAAGAUCGACUUGACAAAAACAGGCAUCACAACCAUGACUCAGAGCGACGUGUCUCUGCUUCCCAAUCUGACACAUCUGGUCCUCAGUUCCAAUGGUAUUGCUUUCAUCCCAGACUUUGGUGAAUCUUCAGCUGUGGUCAGUCUCUACAUAGACCAGAACUCCAUCACAUAUCUAUCCAAAGAGAUGAUGGACAGACUGCCAAGACUUCAGACUCUCAAAGCUGGGAACAAUCCGUACGUCUGCACAUGCGACUCCCACUGGUUCCUCACCCGUUUUGACAAAUCCAUCCUAGUGGACUGGCCACUGGACUACACAUGCAGCACCCCUCAGUCACUCACAGGCCUUCCACUUUCUGAGUUCAAAACCACGGACCAAUCAUGUUUAGUGUGGCUCCGGGUUGUCCUCGCUCUGUCUGUACUGACUGUCAUUGUGCCAAUGAUCGGCGGACUUUUCUACAAGUAUGACGUGAUGUGGUAUGCAAAGAUGUUGAUGGUAUGGAUCCGGAUGAAGAGACGCAGCAAGAAGCGCUCGCAAUUGUUGAUGAAUGUAUCGUUUGCUUAUCAUGGAUUCAUCUCCUACAGUCAUCAUGAUGCAGGUUGGGUGGACAACCAGCUGGUGCCGUGCCUAGAAAAUGCUGGGUUUUCACUCUGUGUUCAUGAACGCGACUUUGUCCCAGGUGACUGGGUCAUAGACAACAUCAUUAACUGUGUAGAGGCCAGCUACAAGACCCUGUUUGUCCUCUCCAAACAUUUUGUCCAAAGUGAAUGGUGUAACUAUGAGCUGUUCUUUGCUCAGCACAGAGCCAUCACUAUCCAGGAGGACUCCCUGGUUUUUAUUCUUUUGGAGCCGUUGCCUGAUGACUGCCUGCCCAGAAAGUUCUUGAGGCUGAGAAGUCUGCUGAGGCAACAGACCUACCUUGAGUGGCCCAGUGAUGAAACAAAGCAGCAGGUUUUCUGGGCAAGUCUCAAGUCCAUGCUACGUAUGGCAGACAAAUCUAUUGGUCUCAAAGAUGUGGCGACGGCUAUCUCAGACACAGCACGAGAAAUUACCGUGAAAGUCCAGAAAAGUGGCCCGACAUAUCAUCGCUUAAAGUAGAUUGAAACACACAUUUGCCUGCCUAAAAAAUUUUGUAAAUGAUUUUCUCUGUUAAUCUGACUGUUUGUAUCAACACAACUCUUGUACUUUUCAGUCCUUUGCAAAGCAGCUAGGCUAUGUGCAACUGAUUUGUUUUAUGCAAUGGUUUCAUACCAAUCUUAAGUCAUUGUUCAAUUUUGAAUUGGCCUUCUUGAUAGUUUUUCUUCAUGAAAGCUUCUUUGAUGGAUAUUGCCCUGUAAGUCGGCAAAUUCUCAAGAAAUGGUGGAUGAAGAAUGUUUGGAAUAUUGCUUUAUUUAUGGAGAAAAUGUCGCCAUUUGCUGUCUGUUUUGGUUAAC
Synchiropus splendidus (mandarinfish) is the source of this 2872-nucleotide messenger RNA. RefSeq names its product toll-like receptor 1. Gene Ontology annotation, molecular function: protein binding; transmembrane signaling receptor activity. Gene Ontology annotation, cellular component: membrane. Gene Ontology annotation, biological process: toll-like receptor signaling pathway; inflammatory response; immune response. The coding region runs from base 27 to 2537 and encodes 836 amino acids. The record is from RefSeq and is a predicted model, not a curated record. The transcript is spliced from 2 exons. Lineage: Eukaryota; Metazoa; Chordata; Actinopteri; Syngnathiformes; Callionymidae.